AUGUUACUAGAAAAAGCAGUAAGAUGUGAUACAAUAUUAGUUAAACGAAGAAGACGAGUAUAAAAGAUUGCAAAAACUGACUUUAGGAAUCAAAGACAUGACUCUUAGAAUUUCUACUCUACAAAGCUUUAAUGACAUUUUAUCAUUAAAAUUAUGUACUAACUGAUAGUUCUAUUAAAGUGAUAUGCGCUUAUCCAUUUCAAUAACGAAGUGUGGAGCUACUAGUUUCAAUAUUAUUUGACCGAUUCAAGGAUCAAUAAUUUGUGAACACAUUUUAUUAGGCCGCAUAAGAAGUUGCACAAUUGCAAGAACAAAGAAUGGUACUAAGUUAGAGAUCCUUAUCUAAAAUUUCAUAUGUGUAAGUAUUUUACAAUAUUCAAGUUACAAUUCAAUGACAGAAUUGAGAAAAAACUCUCAAAAUGCAUUGUUUUCAAAGUCAGUUACUCGAAAACUCUUAGAAGCCAAAAAGUUUUGCGUCUAAUAUUUGAAAUAGAUUUUUUAAUUGGCAAACGAUUUGAAAAUGGAUAUAGAAAAAUUAGCGAGAAUUUUUUAAAUAUUUAUAAAAAGUACUAAAGACCAAGAAUUUCGACUAACAAUAAUAUCAAUCUUUGAGGAAUGCAAACAUGAGAUCUUUGGAAACAGAGAAUGGGUAACCACUUAUUACGAAGAAAUCGAUUAAUGUAUAACCAUUUUAUAUAUCUAAUAGACUUCUUAUAAAAUCACAUUCGUAUACCAAAACAUAGCAUCAAUGAUAAUGUUUCAGAAAAACUAGCCAGAGUUAGCUUCAAAAUUAUUGAUGACCAAGCUAGUUUUGAUAGUGAUGAAAGUGUAGAAGAGAAAAUAGAAUUGUAGAUUUAAAAAUGGUUAUGUGAUACAGACACCUAUGACAUUCAAGAAAUAAAUGAUAUUUUGAAUGAACCCGAAUAUUUUAGUGAUCUUAUUAAAUAUGUUACUCAACCUCAAAAGUGUGACUUAAUAAAAAAUUGGGUAUGUGCAUAUCACAAUAUACUGUAGGAUAAACAUUAAAUGCAAAACACAGAAAUUAGAGAUAACACCUAUCAUAAAUAUAGCUAAAAAAGCCUAAGCUUUUAAUAGACUAUUAGAUCUUAUAAGGCUCUUUAAGUUUUAAUAAAGGAGGAGAAUGUUGCCUUUUUUAAUUAACACAUUCCUCAAAAUGUUAUUUAAAUAUGUAAUUUGGAAUAUUAUUAUUUAGUUAAUGGAAUUUAUGAUUUUCUUAAUGAUUACAGUAUUAAUGCUAAUCUCUAUCAUAUAGCUUAAUUGAUUGAUAUUACUUUGUUGAGAGAACCUAAAUUGGGGGUAGUUUAAAUUAUUGAUUUGAAUCUCUUUUUUUCUUUAACCUAAUAUAUUUAUAAUCCAAUGAUAUCCUUGAUUUUAGAGAGUAAAAUUUUAACUAAAUAUUUAGAUAUAAUUAAUGUUAAUAUUGAUAAAUAUUAAUUGGGAUCCUUUUUUUAAGAAUAACUAUGGAAAUAUUUGUCUAAAACUAAUUGGUUCAAAUUUAUUGGUUAAUUGAUUUCAAAAGAGCGAUCUUAAUCAGGAAUUGAUUAAGGAUCUAAAGGGGAAGUGACCUUAACAAUUUUACCAACUCUUAAGGCACUAUCACAAUAUGACUCAAAGGAGCAUUAAAAUUUAAGUGUGCAUUCUGAAGAAAAAGUUAAGUUAACUAAUCUUUUGGGAUCUCUACAAGCUGGCAAGACUCCAGAAAUGUUUUAUACAACCAAUCAAUAAAAUUGGUAAUUAAAUUUAGAUGUUCAUGAGAAUAUCAACAUAAAAUAAAUACAAGCAUAAGACAUAGACAAUUUAAAAUAAUUUAAUUAAGAAAGGAAUAACAACCCAUUUGUUAAAUAAUAUUAUUAGGAUUUACGAAAUUAAAGAUCAAGAAAAUCAUUAAUUAGUUUGAAUGAUUCGAAUAUGAAUUCUUUUGUAGGUAAUAGCUUUUUGGAGGAUAGGAAUGUUGUAUUUAAAUAAUCAAUAGAUUCAAAUACUUCAAUCAACAAUUAUGAUCAAAAAAAUAAUAUAUUGAUUAGUAUAAAAAGAAGUUAAGCCAAAAUCCAGGAGAAAUUUGCAUAAUCAAAUUCGUUUUAGUCAACUCCAUCUCAAUAAGUCGAAUCUCCUGGAUUGUAGAUAUUAACACAAAUUCAAAGAUUCGAUGUAAAUGAGGAUUCAAAACCAAAGGCUUAAAGAAAUCAAAAGAAAUCUCCAUUUUUAAGCACUCAAAAUAAGUUAAGACUUAAAACUGAAGGAAACAGCACUUUUGAAGGGUUUUCUAGUUCUAAACUCAGAACCAUUUAUCCAAGUUAUAAAACCUAAAUAAAAAAUACAGAAUAUUAAAAAUAAUUGGAAAAUCUAGAUUUCGAUUUUCAUUACUUUCUGGAUGGUUUAAGAUUACUACAACAAUCCACAAAAAUAAUGAUAGAAUUCUUAAAAUUAAAGAAAGACAAAGUUAAACAGACAUUAAACAGAUUAGAUAUCACUUCUAUUUGCAAAUCUUUUUUAAACGAAGAAUUAUUUAAUAAAUAUUUCUAAUUUUAUUUGUUAAAUAUAUUAGAUAUCAAAAGAAAUGAAUAUAACAUAUCUGAUGAAUGUGGAGUCUUCAUUAAUUUCAUUUUCGAAAAUAUCAUCGAAAUAAAAUAACUAUUAGAGUGUUCAUACAAUAUAUGCAAUAGUUUUAUGAAAUCAAUCGAAUAUCUUUGUAAAAUAGUAUUUGAUAUUCAUAAAAACCCUAAUGGUUUAGAUAGUUCAACCCUUAAAUUUAAGAAAACUCUAUUAAUAACUACACUAAAUUAUGGAUUUUAAUUGAUUCAUCAAACUAAUUAAGAGUUGACAGAGAGAUACAUAUUAAAAUAUCUAAAUGAAAGUGUUCUUCAUAUUCUAAUAAUUUGGUUCUUUGAUAGCCAUGCCAAUAAUGCAUUUUAAAGAAAUUUCUACAUGUAAGUAUAUUAUUCAUAUUCAGUUUUCUAAAUCAUAUCCUUGACUAGGCUCCCUCCUCAUUGAUUUCAACUAUAUUUUUUAAAAUAGGACUGAUUUCAUCCUUGUAGAAUGCCUAUUCAAAGUUUUUUGUCAAUGGAAUUAAAAAUAACGAAAAUUUCGAAGAUUUAUGUUACUACAUCAAAAUUAUUACAUCACUGAUUCUGAGCGUAAAGAAAUAAUUGAUUUAUGUAGGUAAUAAAAAGAAGGAACUUGAUAAGCAUAGAAAGGAAUCUUGAAUCUAUGGAAUCAUGGAAUAUUUUAACCAAUGGGAAGUCCUCUUUGCAACCAUUGCUAUUAUCGAAGAAUAAGUCAUACUUCCUUUUUUCAGAAAACUAAAUGUCAUUAGAAAAAUGUUCAAAUGGAUCAAAUAUCUACAAAUAAAUAGACAAUAAGUUGAAGGAAAAGAGAGUCAGUGAUGUUGUUGGAAUAAGGUAUUAGAAUUAAAUAAUUAAUAGAAAAUCAAUAAAUUUGACAAAGCUCUUACCAUUAAGUCCUGGCAUGCCUAAUAAAAUAAAUUAAUAAAGUGUAAAAACCUGA
This is a messenger RNA of Paramecium octaurelia, 3525 nucleotides long. NCBI's taxonomy places the organism in Eukaryota, Ciliophora, Oligohymenophorea, Peniculida, Parameciidae. The record is from the annotation of a GenBank genome assembly.